Molecule: messenger RNA, 3941 nt
Organism: Pseudogymnoascus verrucosus
Lineage: Eukaryota; Fungi; Ascomycota; Leotiomycetes; Thelebolales; Thelebolaceae
Exons: 1
Coding region: 1-3717 (1238 amino acids)
Source: RefSeq, a predicted model, not a curated record
AUGGAUUUGGACCCGCCGCCGCCUUACGAACCUCCGCCUUACGAACCUCCCUCUGACCCUGGCGAUGAUGCCAGCGCUGACUUCAGCACCGACAUCAGUGACAUCAGCGACGAUGUCAGCUUCGACGACAGCGACCCAGGCGUAAACUGGGCGCGCAACCACCUCCUCGAAGCCCGCGCCGCUCUCGCCAGCUACCCUGGAGCCAAGCGCGCCUUGAAGCGGCAGGUGCUCGAAGAACAAGAGAUGAUACGGCUAGGCAUCGACCAUCAUGGACCGCCACCUGCACAUGCUCCGCGGAUCAUCGUGCCACCUUGGAAGGACGGCAGCACGCUCACAGACGUGGUGCCGACUAGUUCGAUCUUUGGGCCAGGAAAUAUCGAGGAAGAGCUGGAUCAAGCUAUUCGUUUUCAGGAGUUCGGAUAUAUGAAUAUGAUGCCUGUUCCGCCCCGUAGGCAAGACCCUCUGAGAGAUGCGUUCGGGGGUGUGCAGACAAUGGCUGUGCGAAAUCCGUCGAUUAAAUGGGGCGCUAUGGUGCCACGACAACAUUUUCCAGGGGCAGAGGUGGAGGGAGUUCUACCCGAAAUGCAGUUGACACCGGAGUUUGUGAUAAUUAAGCGGCAUGUGUGCGGGACACAGUGUCCUGAGGGGUGUCACGAGGGAGGAGGAGUGAGAAGGAAGGGGAAGGGAAAGCCAGUGGUUGAGGUAGGAGAUGUCGAGGGAGGUGAGGCAAUGGAGGGCGUGGUGUCUGCACAUUGGGGCAACGAUGACUUUGAUGAGAGUGGUGAGAGCGGCUCUGAGCACGAACGCCAAGAGAAGUCGCGAAAGCAGCAGGAACUCGAGACAAUAGAGACUUUAGAGCAUUGCACAAUUAUCGAGCGGCAUCGCAGGAAAUGGGCAGCGGAAAUUGGCGCACUGACUUUUAAAGCGCGGAUUAUGAGUGAGAAGCUCCCAUCAAUUAGCCUCAAUACGAAAGAACCAAGCCACGAAUCAGAGAGGGUUUACGAGCCAGCAUUUAUGUUGGCUGGCAAGAUGAUGAAUCGACUGGAUGAUCAGAGAAAGAAGGAAGCCGAGCUUAAGCAGGAGAAGGCGAGGCUAGCAAGAAUACGAAUUGCGAAGUUCCGCGCGGCAAGGGCGGGGCGAGAUACUUCCAAGAUGGGAGAUGAGGCGGGAGAGACCAUGUUCCAGUCGCUGGUGGACAGCGGCAAUCUCGCUGCACCGGAAAACAACACAGGGAACGAGAGUUUUAAUAGCGCCUACGAGAAAUCGCCUACUGGGCGCAACGAUGACGGGGCUCCUGGUCUGGCUCCACGGUCGCCAGACAAGGAAGACGCCGGAGAGAGGCGUAAGCAGGAGAAGUCAAGGCUGGCCAAAAUACGGCUUGCAGAAUGGCGAGCCGCAAUGGCGGAGCAAAAUACCACCAGGAUGGGGGGUAAAGCAGGAGAGGCCGCGUUAAAGUCGAUUGAUGAUAGCCCAGGGCCAAGUGUGGUUACUGAAAACGCCCCGACAAGUGAUUUUGAUGAGGCUAUGCCACUGCAAGACAGCUACCCCACUGUCAAAUCCACUGAGGAGGCAGUAUCCGACCUAGCAGAACAAGAGGACAACAUAUUACAAGAGACAGCUCAAGAAGGGGUCCCCGAAGAGAUACGCAAACUCGAGGCCACUUCUCAAGAGACUACUGCGGAAGAGUCCAUCGCCCAGGCACUCAUCGCCCCAGCUGCGAUUGUCCGGGAUGCAACUACUCCAGACCUUGAUCUUGAAGAAACUCCCAUUUCUGAAUCAGCCCCCAAAGAGAGCACUUCAGUAGAGGCUACACCGGAAGAUGCCACGUCUGAAAAGUCUGCAGCGAAAGAGGCCGCGCCUGAAGAUGCCACGGCUGAAACACCUGCACCUAAAGAGGCCGCGCCUGAAGAUUUGAUCUCUGAAAAAUCCACACCUAAAGAGACUGCGCCUGAAGAUACCACGUCUGGAAAGUCUGCACCGAAAGAGGCCGCGCUUGAAGAUGCCACGGCUGAAACACCUGCAAAGAAAGAGGCUGCGCCUGAAGAUACCAAGUCUGAAAAGUCUGCACCUAAAGAGGCCACGCGUGAGGAGACUACCACUCAAAAUGCUAUGGCUGAGGAAAAUUCAGCCCAAGAAAAUCUUGGUCCAGGACCCAGCCGUAAGAGACCAGCUCCCAAUAAGUCAUCCCUAAAGAGACGCCCAGCCAAGAGACAGUCUAUCCGCGACUCACCAUUUCUAGAUGCUUCAGAACGAGAAUCGCCUUCAACAUGGAUAUUGCAGCGAGAUGGGAGGCUUAUCCGCAAUCCGUUGGAUGGCGCUCCGGGAUAUAGGCGUUGGUCUGAUCCGGAGAUUGAUGCGCCUGUUCCCAUGCCAUUAUCCGAUUCAGAGCCACGCCCUCGGUCCACCACAAUCUCAGAAGGCACGGAGCCUCCGGUGCCACGCUGCUCAGCGGAAGAUACACUUCCAACUGUAGGGGAAGAAGGCCAGAUGACAGAGCACGUCGAAGUAGUUGACGAUAGCCCAGACCUUCCGACGCCUGCUGAGUGGUUCUUGGCGGAUAGAGAGAGCAUGCCCCCGCCGCCCUCACGACGACUUCGCAAACGGUCCAUGGCAGUCUCAGAAGGCUCACAAUAUAAGGGUAAUCUCUGGUCUGCUGACGACAUGUUCCCAAGCCCCGAGAGAUUAUCCCGGGCUGCGAGGCGGUCUUCGUCGGGUGGGGACAGCGACGCCAAUGUCACUUCACUGGCUCCCGCGCGUGCCAGUACGCCCGAACCGCCUCAAAUGUCGCGAGAGCAGAUCCGAAACAGUGCACAUGCAUUGGCAGAUUUGCUUGGGCCUUCUGAAGAAAGAUUUAGGGAUCCUAACAUUGGUAUUAUAGUUGUGAGGACGAACCCUCGGAUGGCAGAUUUGGAAAUGCGUUAUCGGCCUACGCGGGCACCUAGUGUGCUUAGAAUGGAGAUUCUGAUUGAUGAAGAGGCCUUAGAGGCAGAGAACGCGGCAAGACGUGGUCGGGAGGUUGAGGACCUGGAGAGAGGCGUGUUUGCUUCUCGUGUCCCUGAUCCCCCUCGUUAUAAUCUGCGUAGUAGAUCUAGGGCCAGUUCGGACACUCCAUCACCUGCUACGCCGAGCAUCUUCAGUGGUGAGACGUCGGGGAGGAGCACAGAGGCAACUUCAGGUACUGCUACACCAACGCUAUCAGGAGAUUUGACGAGUGAGGCGGUUGCGGCUGACGAGGUGGCUGAAGAUAGAAGCGGAAUGAGGGUUGUGGAGAGGGUCGUGGAUAGGGUUCUGGAGGGGGUUUAUUUGCCGUCCAGCCCGACUUUGGCGGUGGACAGGCUGGUGAUGGAUAGAAGCAGUGCACCGGCAGUAAGCGGGAGCGAGGGGGGGCCUAAUCUGUGGCGGGAAGAGAGCUCGGGGACGGAGGGGAGCAUGGGGAGAGAACGGAGCAUGGGGAGAGAAGGGAGCAUGGAGAGUCUGGGCAGCACUGGAAGAACAAGAAGCAUUGGAAGAGAAGGGAGUAUUGCGAUGGAGGUUGCGGAGACGCUGGGGGGUUUGGCGGUGGAGAGUGUGAGCGAGGAGGGUGAACCGGAGGAGGGAAGUGGAGUGCUAGGCAGGGUCUUGCCUUCGACGGAAGUGCCCGAGGAGGCGAUCGAAGAUGAUGAGGCCGGGGCGCCGUUGACGAAGGUAUCGAGCCAUUCAUCAUCGAACUCGUUGUAAAGUAAGGUGGUUCCGGAAAGUGGCCGUUCCGGGUGAGAUUCUUUUUGUCUUUCAGAGCUGUACAUAUUGGUUUUACCUGGUGUUUUGGUUUUGGGAUAGAGUAUAGAGUAAGUUUUGCACACGAUGGGGUUUGCCGUGCCACAGCGACUGCGCGUCUGUUUAGUAUAUUUGGAAUAGCUAUUGUUGGAUAAAGUGUACUUGGAGCAAGACAGUGAUGCAAUGGG